Molecule: messenger RNA, 1026 nt
Organism: Suillus clintonianus
Lineage: Eukaryota; Fungi; Basidiomycota; Agaricomycetes; Boletales; Suillaceae
Exons: 1
Coding region: 149-895 (248 amino acids)
Source: RefSeq, a predicted model, not a curated record
CUCUGCCGCUCAGCAUAAGCAGUAUCAUUUGUGUACAAAUAUUGCAGGUUUCCUCCUAGUUGAUGAACAGAAGGUUAUUGUCAUUGACCCUCAAGGCAUUAUAACCUUGUAUGCAUUACAAGACCAUGGCUCGCCUCAGCGCCUAAUCAUGUAUCGUCUUCACAAAUCCUUAUGUGCGCCGUUCUACCUAUUUCAUGCCACCCCACCGUUCCAUGGUGCAACGACUUUCCCGGACCUUAUGCCCGGCUACGUGCCCUCUCCGGAGUCACAAGUCAUUGUUUUAGAGGCUCACAACGCAUGGCCCGCUUCUAUAGUUAUCGAUAUGGUCAUCUUCUCAGGAAAAACCUUGCCCUCAGAGACGCCUAUCGAGAUUCCCUGGUCGAAGUGGGGGCCCCAGUAUACGUACCGCUUUGACUUUCCACAUCAUUUAGUCCACCAAAUCAGCGUGUUCGGUAGUAAAAUAGCCUGUGUUCUUCCUGGGCAUCUCACCCCUGAACUCGCACGAACGCUGGAAGGACAACCUUGCUUCUACGUGCACAUCUGGGACUUUAAUAAGCGAGUUAUCGCUCGCGCGGAAAAUAUUCACGACCCCGACUCACCCAUCCAUCUUAUCCACAAAUCUGAUGAUCCCGAUGGAUCCCCUCCUUACAUUGCCACAGUCUAUCGUACGCCUCAUCCGAAUCACGUCUUUAGAAAGUUAUUCUUGGAACACGAUCGACUUACUUUAACAUGGGUAGGUGUUCUUAAUUAUGGAUUUAGCGAUGGUUUAAUGGGACCAAAUUGUAGUUGCAAAAUAACACGGUUUAUAUUCAAGUCGUUUCCCCUAUACAGGAGGUCGGCUCGGACCCCACGCACUAGAAUAAACAUCAGCAGUCGAGGGUGGCAGGGAUUAUGAUGAACGUUGCUAUUGUUAAUUUCCAGGCCAACCAUUCUUCAGGCCUCCAGUCUCGUGUACUUAAAAUUAAUCCGGACAUUCUAACGGAGACGGUUCGCAUUUUGGGCGAUGCGGGGUCCUGCGUAAAAAUG